Trichomonas vaginalis G3 is the source of this 2907-nucleotide messenger RNA. Its product is annotated as protein kinase protein. Gene Ontology annotation, molecular function: protein kinase activity; ATP binding. Lineage: Eukaryota; Parabasalia; Trichomonadida; Trichomonadidae. The transcript has a single exon. The record is from RefSeq and is a predicted model, not a curated record. Gene Ontology annotation, biological process: protein phosphorylation. The coding region runs from base 1 to 2907 and encodes 968 amino acids.
AUGGCGACAUGGAACGGAUUUCCACGAAGUGCCGACGUUUGGAAUGCAGAGUUUGCUAAAGUAUAUGCAAAUAUAGAUAGAAUUGUUGAAAGAGUUGUCUGUAACGGAAAAAAAAUUGCAGCUAUAUGUAUUGAAUUAGAUAACUUUCGAAAUAAAUUAGCAAAACUCACAGGAAAUCUCACACCAGAUCAAAUCAUUAAAUUAUUCGAAUUUUUAAAGUGUUGCGCCGCAUUCAUGGGUAUAAUUUCAGAUUAUCAGAAGCACAACUGGCUUAAAUUCUUUCUUAGUAAUGAUUUAAACAGACAAUUCAACGAUUUGGCAGAGUUAUGGACAGUGUGGUCCGAAGUUUCAAUGAGUUUUUGUUUUAAUUCUUUUGAUUCUACAGAUACUUUACCUCUAGCACAUUCAUUAGACUUAAUUUCAGAAUAUCAGAUACUUUCUAACAUGUUUAAUGCAAUACCUCCAAUGAUUAAGAAAACCGUUCUUGCAAAACUUGUCAAAAUACGCCAAAUCAUAGAAGUUAAGCAAAUAUCUCGCGAAAACUCUGAGACUAAUAAAGCAAUUCUUAGGCAUCGCGACUGGGAAAUUACAGAUGAAAACAUAGCUCAAGGUGGUUACGCUAUAGUACACCUUGCGAAGUUACGUGCUACUAAUGAGGAGCUUGCCAUUAAGGAACUGAAGCCAGCAAACCUCAAACCGCGCACAGUUGGUUAUUUGAAGCGAGAAAUCGAUUCAAUGCUCGCUUUAGACCAUCCAAACCUUCUUAAAUUAGCUGGUGUCACAAUUACAGCACCAUUUUGUAUUGCUACUGGUUUUCUUCCCAACGGAGAUCUUUAUGAAAUCUUGCAUGGUAAAAAUCAGAAGAUGAAAAAGCCAAUGCUGCUAUCUCAGAUCUCCAUUGAUGUUGCCCGUGGCUUAGAAUACGUUCAUGCUAACCAUAUGGUCCACAGAGACUUGAAACCACCGAAUAUCUUGAUGGACAAGAAUUGGCGAGCUGUUAUUUGCGAUUUCGGUCUUGCCAGAUACAUCGGACCCAACAUGACAUGCGAAUUAGGCACUGCCCAGUGGAUGGCUCCUGAAUUAUUUUCUGGAGACGGAUCAUAUGACACUUGUGUCGAUGUUUACGCUUACGGCAUUCUUUUAUGGGAGCUAUUUACACAACAGAUGCCUUAUACUCAGAUGAGACUUCUCCAAAUCGCUGUUGGCGUUUUGAAAGAAAAAAUGCGACCACAAUUUCCUCCAAACUCCGAUCCAAUAUACAAGAAUCUCAUUCAGAGCUGCUGGGCACACAAGAAAUCAGCUCGUCCCACCAUGAAAGACGUCAGAACCCUCUUAGAAACAGGCGAAUACGUUGUUCCUGGUACAAAUAAAGCAGAAUUUAAGAAAUGGAUUGAAGAAACAGCUCCUGUUCACAAAGCUGUCAUGGAAAGAUACUAUCGCGAGAAACAUGACAAGACAACAUUAGUCAAAGAUCUUCUUUCCGCUUCCGCAAUUGAUCCAAAAGUCCAAAACACGAUGCAACAGAUGAUUGAAGCAAAUAUCAUUGGAGAAGAUGUUUUAGACAAAGUUGUUUAUUUAAUAGAAAUGGCCAGUAACACUGUUGUCCAAGACUUAGCCAAACAAAUUAUCUUUUUAAUGAUAGAAAAGAAAGAAAUCUCCGCAGAUAGAUUGGCUUUGGCUUUGCUUAAAGUUUGGAAUAUUUAUCCUGAAUUUGUUGUUGAUUGCAUCAGAAAACUCGCUCCUAAUAUCACAAAACGUGAAGAAAUUCUCAAGCAAGUCUUAGUUAUGUCUCAACCUCCUGUAAUGGUUGACAUGGUCACUUUAAUCGCCACGGAACAACAUGUUGGCUUAGUCUUUAAAUAUCUUGACAAAGCACAUGUUAUUCCUGUUUUAUCAUCAUUUAUUGAGUCAUUUGGUCCAACAGCCGCGAUGCUUCCUGCUUCUGUUACAUCUAUCACAGCCAUUAUAUUGAUGUUGAGAUCUGUUCUUCAGAAGAAAAUGCUACAAUUGCUAGAUAUCCCUGCAACAGAACAAAUGGAAAAGAACAUCGUAAGUGUCACUCAAAAACUCAAUAACAAUACGUGGGCGAAUAACGACAAAGAUGCUAAUGAAUGCAUAAGAAUGUUAGCUCCAAUGAUGAGGAUUGCAGGUCCUGGAUUGGGAACUUUGGAUAUCUUGAAAUCAGGAGCUGUUUAUCCAAGAAUUGCUGAAGUAAUUUGUGGCUUGCAAUUGUGGAAUCCGAUUUUCGGAGCAUUUGCAACAAAUAACAAUGAACUUCUUCAAGCAUCAAUAGAGCUAAUACACGUAUUACCAUUAGCACCAGCCAUUUAUCAACAGGGUUGGCAGUUCAUGGUUUCAAACUACAAACAAACGAAAAACCAGUUUGUGUUGUCUUUCAUCAAAGAAGUUUUACAGAAAGAUCAACAAUUUGACGUCUCUUCUUUGAUCUGCGCUUUGUUUAACAGUGUCGGAGAGAAUACAAAGAAGGAUGUCGAAAUGAUACAGUUCAUCUUGUCCAUCAAUUUCGAACAACACAAUUUCCAAAUGACAAGAGAAUUUACUGACACUUUUGUAGCAUUAAUGAAAAGUGACGAUUACAAUGUUCCUGUUGGUCUUUCUAUUUUUGUUUUGCAGUAUAUCGAUCGAUGUGGAAUAUCCGGUUUAGAUGAUGAAAUAUUUGGUGCUUGUAUGUCAUUCCUUUAUAAUCGAAAACCUCCAUUUGAAGCUGCAGUUCCAAUUUUGCAAAUUUUGUUAGUUGCAACAAGUUCACAGGACCAUGCAGCUUUUCUGAUUAAGAAUGGAUUCGCUGACUAUCUCGCAGAGUUGCCUAUUCUUUAUCCAAAUGAACCAAAAGUAUCUUCAAUCCUUCCUCAAUUCGUUGAAGGAUUAAAGAAAUCAUGUAAGUGA